Messenger RNA from Vicugna pacos (alpaca), 702 nucleotides. The record is from RefSeq and is a predicted model, not a curated record. NCBI's taxonomy places the organism in Eukaryota, Metazoa, Chordata, Mammalia, Artiodactyla, Camelidae.
CUAGAGAGUGAGGAUGAUCAGCAGGGGUGCGGGGCCCAGGGAUGGCACAGGUCCUCGUGGCCCUGGUGCUGCUUCUGGGCACCUGAGUCCUUUCUUGUGUUGCAGGACAUCGUGACUGUGGGGGAGUCAUCAAAACAGAAUAUGGAAUUAUUGCCACCUAUUACGGACCCAACACUGAAUGUGUCUGGACCAUCGAGAUGGACCCAGAAUUCCAAGUUGCUGUGGACAUACCACAUCUCCGCCUCACUUGUAAUAAAGAGUAUGUGGAAAUUCUAGAUGGACCACCAGAAUCUAACAGCUAUGGGAAGAUUUGUAAAGGUCUAAACUUGGAGUAUAGAUCUUCUUCCAAUGUCAUGACAGUCAAGUACAGCAGACAACUUGACCACCCAGCUUCCUCCUAUGAGAUAAUUUUCUUUAAGAAUCCACAAGGUUAGCGAUCUCUGCCUCACGCCUAAGGGUGCAUGGGCAUUGCCAGUGGGAACAACAUUCCUUGAAGACUGUCUGGAAUCAGCAGACAUGAGGAGAGACAUCUCCUGGUCACCUGUCUGAUCACACCUGCUCAUCCCGUCCCUCCCCUCCAUCCAUUCCGGCCUCUGUCCCUCCCUUACCAAGAAAAAUUUCUUACUCCUAAGCUUUAGAUACUUGCCAGUCUUGUGUUUGGAUCAUUCUGCUUAUUGCUAUAACCAUUUUGAAUAAAGUCUC